This is a messenger RNA of Aspergillus versicolor CBS 583.65, 3330 nucleotides long. Its product is annotated as SacI domain and endonuclease/exonuclease/phosphatase family protein. Gene Ontology annotation, cellular component: cytoplasm; membrane. Gene Ontology annotation, biological process: phosphatidylinositol dephosphorylation. The transcript has 7 exons. Gene Ontology annotation, molecular function: phosphatidylinositol-4,5-bisphosphate 5-phosphatase activity; phosphatidylinositol-3,5-bisphosphate 5-phosphatase activity. The record is from RefSeq and is a predicted model, not a curated record. The coding region runs from base 1 to 3330 and encodes 1109 amino acids. NCBI's taxonomy places the organism in Eukaryota, Fungi, Ascomycota, Eurotiomycetes, Eurotiales, Aspergillaceae.
AUGCCUAGUAUUCGAGUCUUGUGCCGGGAUCACCCUGUUCGCACCCUUCUUGUGGUCACAUCUGAAGACGCAUUGAUCUUCCAACAUAGCUUGGGAGAACCAGUGGGCAAUGUUCUGCCAAUCAAUGGCGACACCCAACGUUGUCUGGUGGAAUUUGCCAGCUUAUCAUCUAUAGACUUUACAGGCUAUCGGACUCUAGGGUCUGGCUAUGGCAUCCUUGGGCUUGUUACUAUAGACCAGGAUGUCUUUGUGUGCAUUGUCACGCGUUCUUCCAAGGCUGCCACUGUCAGGCCCGGUGAGACUGUCUUAAGGAUCGAGGAUGUAGAUUUCUAUUGCUUGAAUUGCUCGGAAUAUGAAUCUAGUCUCUAUAACGACAAAGAGUCUUCAAUUGCCACUGGAGAUUCCAACCCGAACGCGGGAAUGACAGAAGACCCUUUCCUAGGUCUCAAAAAGCUCUUGAAUGAUGGGAGUUUUUACUACAGCCUUGACUUCAACCUUACAGAUCGGCUACAAGACCGUUCAGACAAAUCGGCAGCUUUUGACAUUGAUUCCCUUGACAAAGAUGUGUUGUGGAACGCAUACAUGAUUCAACCACUUCUUAUUUUCAGGUCUCACUUAUCGCCGCGCGAGAAGCGACUUUUAGAUUCCUCUCAGAUUCUCACGUGUGUCAUUAGAGGGUUCUGCGGAACGCUAGCUAUACCUGCUACCGUUAAUGUGUUAUCUUCGGUGCAAAAAACAAACCUACCAUCCAUGCUCACUCUGAUUUCCCGCCUGUCUUCUCUACGUGCGGGCACUCGAUUCAAUGCUCGCGGCAUUGAUGAUGAUGGCAAUGUUGCGAAUUUCGUUGAAACUGAAACGAUCCUCUGGAUACCUCCCGGUGUUGCCUACUCUUACGUUCAGGUCCGCGGCUCUGUGCCGAUUUUCUGGGAGCAGGCUACAGGGUUUCUACCGGGGCAACAAAAGAUUGAAGUUACUCGAUCUGUUGAAGCUUCGCAGCACGCCUUUGAUAAGCAUAUCGAAUCUCUCGAACUGGAAUAUGGCGCAGUACAUGUGGUCAAUCUCCUCAGUGAACUGAAGCCUGGUGAGGUUGAACUUUCUACGAGAUUCCGGGAGCACAUAAGGAAAAAUCUCGUUGGCCCAAAGGUAAACUUUAAUAAGUCACCAGAUAGUGCGCUAUUGCGAACAACAGAGUUUGAUUUUCAUGCGGAGGCUCGGGGCCCUCUGGGAUAUGGAGCCGGAGGCGAAAUUAAACAUGAGCUCAUGCAUUCUCUCAAUGGCUUUGGAUAUUUUCUUUCUGAGAACGUGAAUAGGAGUGGUCCCGGGAACACCUCCGUCAUCCUGCAACAGGAUGGUAUUUUCCGGACUAAUUGUCUAGAUUGUCUUGACCGGACAAAUAUUGUGCAGACCAUUAUUAGCUCAUUAGCUCUUGAAUUGUUUUUGCUACAGGAAAACGGCGUGCUGAGCUUUGAAGUUCAACUUCGACAUUCAACAAUAUGGGCUGAUAACGGAGAUGCGUUAUCCAAAAUCUACGCUGGCACCGGUGCUCUCAAAAGCUCAUAUACACGACACGGGAAAAUGUCACUCGCAGGCGCUCUGGCUGAUGCCCGUAAAACUGCCACAAGGCUGUAUAUUAAUAAUUUCUCUGACAAGGCUCGCCAAACGACGAUAGACCUAUUGCUAGGUCGCCUACCAAAACAGAUGCCUGUGCACCUUUACGAUCCGAUUAACGAUUUGAUCUCCGGCGAGCUUGAUCGAAGGGCAGCAGAAUUUACUUCCAGGAAAUCGACCAACAUCUGGACCGGAACCUUCAAUAUAAAUGGUCGUGUCCAAGGGCCAGAUACAGACUUGAGCCCUUGGCUGUUUCCUGAAGCCCAUGAUCAUGACUCAGAUCCGACCAUUUUUGCUGUUGGGUUUCAAGAGAUUGUUGUAUUGAGUCCCCAGCAAAUAAUGUCAACAGACCCUACAACCCGCAAGUCCUGGGAGUUUGCUGUCGGAGAUUGUUUGAACACACGCGCAACUGCAAGAGGGACACCGAAAUACGUUCUUUUGCGGUCAGGCCAACUCGUUGGGGCGGCCUUAAUGAUAUACGUCCGGGAGGAUAUCCUCAAGGAUAUAAAAAAUGUUGAAGGCAGUGUAAAGAAGACUGGGCUCUCCGGCAUUGCUGGCAACAAAGGGGGUUGUGCUAUUCGGUUUGAAUAUUCUAAUACUAGGCUUUGCUUCGUAACAGCUCAUCUGGCGGCUGGCUUUGCAAACUAUGACGAGCGGAAUAAUGACUAUGCAACCAUUCGUCGAGGACUCCGCUUCCAGAGGAAUCGAUCUAUUGAGGAGCACGAUGCCAUUAUAUGGUUAGGGGAUUUCAAUUAUCGAAUUGGUCUUCCCAAUCAGGCUGUUAGGGACUUGGUGCAGCAGGCCAGUUAUCAGAGGCUUUAUGACAAUGACCAGCUAAACCUACAAAUGCUGGCAGGAAGAGUAUUUCAAUUCUAUAAUGAAGGUCUCGUCACCUUCCCCCCAACUUACAAGUAUGACGUUGGCAGAGACACUUACGACACUUCGGAGAAAGCGCGCAUCCCCGCGUGGUGCGACAGGAUUCUAUGGAAAGGUUCCAACCUUCGACAGCUCAAUUACAACGUUUCAAACAUGCUCCUUUCCGAUCACCGUCCAGUGUGGGCUAGCUUUGCAUGUACGAUCAAUGUCAUCGAUGAGGCUCGAAGAGAAAGUUUGAGGCAUGCGCUCCACGCUCAACGGCGAAGUAACCCUCAGGUCCUCGAAACCCAACCGCAACCAGUGCAUACAAGCAAUGGGGAUCCUUUCCUCCUUGAACCGAUUUCUACCGGGCUUCCACCCCCUAGUUCAGAUCAUCGUAAAUGGUGGUUAGAUAAUGGUAUCCCGGUGAAAUCGUCUAUAUCUUCUCCCAGCGAAGAUCGUGUAUUGAAUACCUACCGGACUUCUAACCCGUUUUCCCCCAAGGAGAACCCUGACUGGGCUCUCAUUGCCGCGAGUCAAAUGCAAUACACGAACACUCCUGGUAUUAUCCCCAUGAAGCCCCCGGUUCCGCCCAGAAGUUUAACAGCUCCAGUGGCAUAUCGAAAUCAACCACAUAGCGCGCUGGAGGCAAAAGGGAACGUGCAUAAAAACGCACCGCCGGUGCCGCCGAAGCCCAGCUCACUCGUUUCGGAUCAAAGUUCCACUAUCCAGAACCGAUCCCAAAAUGGGGGUGCUACUCUUCCAGGUCCUGCCACAAGACGAUCCCGCCAGUCAUCGUUGACGAGUGGGCUACUUGACGAUAACGUUAGCGAGGAAAUCAGUUGGAAACCUCUUGUUCCUCAGUAG